GGGUUGAGGGACCCGGCUGCCUGUCGCUCUCCUGCAGGGGGACCCUCGGCUACUCAGCCAGCUGGCGCCCACGUAGAUGGCGAGGAGUCCCCAAGGCCUCCUGAUGCUGCUGCUGCUGCACUACUUGAUGGUCGCCCUGGACUAUCAUAAGGCAAAUGGAUUUUCUGCAUCAAAAGACCACCAUCAAGAAGUUACAGUAAUAGAGUACCAAGAGGCUAUUUUAGCUUGUAAAACCCCAAAGAAGACCACCUCCUCCAGAUUAGAGUGGAAGAAAUUAGGACACGGUGUCUCCUUGGUCUAUUAUCAACAAGCUCUCCAAGGUGACUUUAAAGACCGUGCUGAGAUGAUAGAUUUCAACAUACGGAUCAAAAAUGUUACAAGAAGUGAUGCUGGAAAGUACCGUUGUGAAGUCAGUGCUCCAUCUGAGCAAGGCCAGAAUCUGCAGGAAGAUACAGUCACCCUACAAGUACUGGUGGCUCCUGCGGUUCCUUCGUGUGAAGUACCUACUUCUGUUAUGAGUGGAAGCGUUGUAGAGCUACGAUGUCAAGAUAAAGAAGGCAACCCAGCUCCUGAGUACAUAUGGUUUAAAGAUGGCACAAGUUUGCUAGGGAAUCCAAAACGUGGCACACACAACAACAGCUCAUAUACAAUGAAUACAAAAUCUGGAAUUCUGCAAUUUAACAUGAUUUCCAAGAUGGACAGUGGAGAAUAUUACUGUGAAGCCCGUAACUCUGUCGGAUACCGCAGGUGUCCUGGGAAACGAAUGCAAGUAGAUGUUCUCAACAUAAGUGGCAUCAUAGCAGCUGUUGUAGUUGUGGCCUUCGUGAUUUCCGUAUGUGGCCUUAGUAUAUGCUACGCUCAGAGAAAAGGCUACUUUACAAAAGAAACUUCAUUCCAGAAGGGUAGUCCUGCAUCUAAAGCCGCUACAGUGAGCGAAAAUGAUUUCAAGCACACAAAAUCCUUUAUAAUUUAAAAGAAUUCCACUUUGGGGAUGCACCAAAACCACAGCUGUCACACAAGUUAUUAAAAUAUUAUAAAAGUCUGCUUUGUUUUACAUUUGCAAAGAGAUGAAUAAGGAAAUGAGCAUGAUUCAUCAUAAUGUUAUGGCCUCUAACCCACAUGAAAUUGAGGUUUUAAGCAAAAUGCUCUUGCUAUCACCUAAAAUACAAUCUGGCACCUCGUGUCUGAACUAAAGAGAAGUGAAAUAUGUUAGCAGUCUGAGUUUAGUAUCCUCAGUUUCUGAGAGUUGCAGUGUCACACCGACCA
Molecule: messenger RNA, 1266 nt
Organism: Acomys russatus (golden spiny mouse)
Lineage: Eukaryota; Metazoa; Chordata; Mammalia; Rodentia; Muridae
Gene: Jam2
Product: junctional adhesion molecule 2
Exons: 10
Coding region: 77-973 (298 amino acids)
Biological process (GO): leukocyte tethering or rolling
Cellular component (GO): cell surface; tight junction; protein complex involved in cell adhesion
Source: RefSeq, a predicted model, not a curated record